CGAGCGACAUGCAGCCAUCACCACGACAACGUUAACGCGUCCGUUACUUCCACUUGUCAACUGAGAUUACAGCAGUUCAUCUAACCAGUGUUUUAGCUAAUAUUGUGUAUUACUACAAGACACAUGUAAUUAUACAGUCCGGGUAUCUAAAAUAAGAAGAUGGAAGGCAAACAUUUGCCUGGGUUUGGGGCACUAGUUCCACAUCCCCCCAGCAAACCUCCAGAGCCCAAGCCUCCAACUGAACGUGACAGACACAUGCUUCGUCCGAUCAGAAAACGCUUUGGGAAUGAUCAGAAGGGCAUCUACUCCGAUAUCAUCACUACAUCCAAGUUCCAGAAGAUGGAAGGCAAACAUUUGCCUGGGUUUGGGGCACUAGUUCCACAUCCCCCCAGCAAACCUCCAGAGCCCAAGCCUCCAACUGAACGUGACAGACACAUGCUUCGUCCGAUCAGAAAACGCUUUGGGAAUGAUCAGAAGGGCAUCUACUCCGAUAUCAUCACUACAUCCAAGUUCCAGAAGAUGGAAGGCAAAUAUUUACCUGGGUUUGGGGUACUAGUUCCACAUCCCCCCAGCAAACCUCCAGAGCCCAAGCCUCCAACUGAACGUGACAGAUACAUGCUUCGUCCGAUCAGAAAACGCUCUGAGUAUGAUCAGAAGGGCAUCUACUCUGAUAUCAUCACUACAUUCAAGUUCCAGUCUCUUACUGAGGGACCUGAGUUCCAGCAGAGGCACCAGGGCCAAUCCAGCCUUGAGUUAAUUAAUACAUCUUUGAAGACACCAUCUAACCAGUGCAAGCUUUUUGAAAAGCAAAACCAUGGACUUAAGGCACAGCUAUCACAGAAUUCUUACUUUUGCUGCGGUGGAGAUAAACCCAAGGUCCAGUUACCCUACAAAACCGUUCCUGGCCAGGUACCCCGCAACUUAGCAAUAGAGAGAUGUCGAAGGGAAUACUUGAAGUUAGAUUUUGAACAGCUCCUGGCAGAAAAGGGAAUAGAUUCUAAUCUUAUAAAGCCAAGACAGCUGAGCAGUAGAGAAGAGUAUGUGACCAUACCAGACAAUGCUGAGUCACCGUACCUCCCACUGGAAAUAUUUGACAAUGAGGAGUAUGACUGCCGGACUCCAGAGGACUGGCUUGCUUUAGGCAGUGCUGAAGGGUCUCCUGAUCGAAAACCUAUUCCUGCAAAAGCACUGCUGCCUACAGAUGAUAGUAUUUUGUCUGAGGACACAAAAAGCUUCUGCUUGGAGUACAGUUGGCAUUUAGUUGGCGUUCUUGACUAUAGUAAGGAGAAACGCCAGUACCUGGUACAGAAGGUUCACUGCAACAGCAAAGUGACUGAUGAAGAAGGAAAACCUGGAGAAAACCCCUUCAUAGCAGGCGCUGAGUACUGGGUACCCAGGAUCAGAUUGUUAUUCACUGCUGAGGACCCACGUGUCUUUGUCGAACGGAUCUGGUUUGCUCUGCGCUUGAGGGAGAACACAGAGGCUCUGCUCCUCUACCACUUGUCUUUGGACUGUAUGCCCAUCUGUAGGGGAACACCAUCUCUUGAUACCCCCAGUCUCGACCGUAUGAAAGAACUUGCCCUUUCAACUCCCAGGCUUAGGCGGGAAAUUGUGGAGAAGUGUAUAGGAGACCUGGAGAAGGAGGUAAAAUUGGAAUAUUACCGUACUAUGAACCGCAUGACCUUUGACAAAGUAGUGAUGAGUCACCCAGAGGAGUUUUCACAUAUCACCCUGCCAAAGAAGGACCCAGAGUAUGUACCACAAAAAGGGUGCGUUCCAGUUCCUCACUUUGCCUAUAAGGAGAACCAAGCAGCAUUCGUCUUCCGUUCCCUGCUGACAAAGCCAGAGGUGAUCUGUGUACUUUCUGAAGUACGGUCUGAGUGCAUCAAAGUAGCAGCCAUGAGACUGUUCAAUGUCUCCUUGAUCAAACCGCUGCGACUGGAUGAGUUUGAAGUCAUCCAGUCUCAAAUGCACACCAAGAUCGGCUUGUUUCUUCGGGAGACAUGGAGGGUCACACUCGGCAGCAGCAUCCGUUACAACCUGGGCAGUAUGGGCCGGGGUGCGUACAAUGUGAACGAGUCUCGCUGGGACAUGUAUAAGCUUUCCAAGCUGUACAAACUGAUGACUGUGGUGCACUUCAAUAUGCAAGACUCCCUGCGCUACCUUGUGAAGGAUUCACUGCUCAGCCUGACACACCUUCUGUUGGACGCCUGCCACAGUGUGCUGAUGUGUCCUGAGGACCUGAUCUGGGGGAGCAACCUCAUCACUAGCCCCUACAAACCAAAGAAGCACCCUGUGUUCCUGGUGGACUUGGUUCUGGACCAGACUGGAGUUCAUUACAGCACUCCACUGGAGAAUUUUGCGACAUCUGUCGUUAACCUGUUUGAUAAAGCUAUUCUGGCCACAUACAAAGUACCACUGCUUGACAGGUUUGUGAUGCAAAACUUAUUUAUGGCUGAUGAUUUAUGGCUCGAGUCAGUGAAUCUGUGGGAACCAGAAGUUAUUGAGCUGAGAGAGAAGGUCCGCAGUGCUCUAAUACAAGCAGCUCUACCUCUCAGGGCUUAUGCUGCUGAAUAUGAGAAACACUUAGCGCUGCAUAACUUAGAUGUAAGAACCCUUCUCAGUUCUCAUAUUCAGGCAGAACAAACAUCCCAGGAAUUGAAGAAAGAGGUGGAACAAGAGCUCCAAGAAAAGGAAAGGAUUGAAUACUCCUUGCCAUCCUCCAUUGUGAUUGGUCCAUUUAAAGUUCGUGUGGAGUCUGUACGUCAGGCUCUCUCUAACAAAAGAAAGGCUUUAGCCAAAGCAAUGCUGGACCGCCUUGCUCUGAAGCUGCGAAAGCAGGUUGAUGAUGCAUGUGAAGAGUGUAAUAUCAUGAGCAGAAAGCUACAUGAGAAGCCCAACAGCAUUGAAGAACUGACGGAAAAGAGGGAGUGGAUGAAACAAAUCCCACAACAGCUCAAGAGUUACAAGGAAUGCAUUGGCAAGAUCUUGUCAGACUAUGAGCUUUUAGAAGAAUUUUGCCACUGUCUUUCAGAUGAAGAUGUUAGUAAAAAGUGGACAGCCGUUAGAUGGCCUCAAAGGAUAGUCAACCAGAUGGAAGCAGUAGUCAUCCAGCAUUUGGAGGAUGAGGAGCGCUUCCAAAAGAUCCAGCUAGAGGAUCAAAACAACCUUCAGGAGGAGUUAAACUCUCUAGAGAUGCUGGUUGCUGGGUUUGCCUACCACUCAGGCACCGAUCGUGCCCAUGAGCUGGCCAACAAGAUGAUGCAUACAAGCAAGCAGCUUAAGGAGUGCCAGACAUUUGUCAUGCCUUUUCUGACAAUGAAACAUCAAUGUGUAUUAUAGUAUGAUCGUCUGCAGAAACUGGUAAAGGACUUCCAGCCAUAUAAAGACCUGUGGACCACCACCUCUGAUUGGCUACAUUGGCAUGAGAGCUGGCUUAAUGACCCACUGUCUUCCAUUGACCCUGAGCAGCUCGAGCGCAAUGUCACAGAUGCCCACAACACUAUACUCAAAUGUAUUAAACAGUUCAAGGACAUUCCUGACUGCCAGAGGGUGGCAGCUGUAGUCCAACGUAAGAUUGAGGACUUCAGUCCUUACGUCACCCUAAUUCAGGCCCUGAGGAACCCAGGGAUGAGAAGCCACCACUGGGAGAUGCUUUCUGAACGCAUUCAGAUGGAAGUCCAACCAAAAGCCAACUUGACCUUUUCCCACUGCCUAGAGCUUGGCCUACAGAAUUAUGUGGAUGACAUAGCACAGGUGGCUGAGAUGGCUGGCAAAGAGUACACCAUUAAACAGGCCCUGGAAAAGAUGGAGCAAGAGUGGUUGACAGUAGUGUUCGAUGUGCUACCCUACAAGGAGACAGGCACCUACAUCUUGAAGAGCCCAGAUGAAGCAUUUCAGUUGCUGGAUGACCACACUGUCAUGACGCAGAGCAUGUCCUUCUCUCCUUUCAAGAAAGCCUUUGAAGACCGCAUCAACACCUGGGAGAGCAAGCGUAGAAUGACUCAGGAUGUCCUGGAGGAGUGGUUGAGUUGUCAGCGCUCCUGGCUCUACCUGGAGCCUAUCUUUAGCUCUGAAGAUAUCAACCAGCAGCUGCCUGUGGAAGGAAAAAGAUACCAGCAAAUGGAGAAAACAUGGAGGACAAUCAUGAAAAGUGUCUUCAGUAAUCGGAAGGUGAUUGAACAGUGUCCAGAUGCAUGUCUGUUAGACAGACUGAAAGGGUGCAACAUGCUUUUGGAACAGGUGCGGAAGGGUCUUAGUGAGUACUUGGAGACAAAACGAGGCUCCUUCCCCAGGUUUUAUUUCCUGUCAGAUGAUGAGCUCCUGGAGAUUUUGUCCCAGACCAAAGAUCCUACUGCUGUUCAGCCGCACUUGCGCAAAUGCUUCGAGAACAUUGCACGGCUUCAGUUCCAGUCAGACCUGCACAUCACACAUAUGCACUCUGGAGACGGGGAGGAGGUGAAGCUGUUUCUGCCAGUGUGGCCAAGUGGAAAUGUAGAGGACUGGCUGAGGGAUGUGGAGAAGUCUAUGAAGGCCACAGUGAGGGAUAACAUUGACCGCUCACUCAAAGACUACCCCACGCAACCUCGUGUAGAGUGGGUGCUAUCAUGGCCUGGUCAAGUGGUGAUAGCUGGCUGCCAGGCCUUCUGGACUGCUGAGGUGUCUGCAGCUUUGGAGCAGGGAGACUUAGCCAACUGCCUUUAUCCCCAGCUACAGACACAGCUGGAUGACUUGGUGCAGCUGGUGAGAAGAGGUCUUUCUAAGAUGCAACGUGCUGUGCUUUCAGCCCUCAUUGUCAUAGAGGUCCAUGCUAAGGAUGUUGCUGCCAAACUGGUGGAGCAGAAGGUCUCAAGUGUCAAUGACUUUGAGUGGAUCGUCCAGCUUAGAUAUUAUUGGGCAAAAGAUGACUUGUACAUCCGUGCAGUAAAUGCAGAGUUUCUGUAUGGAUACGAGUACCUUGGUAACUCUGGUCGCCUGGUCAUCACCCCGCUCACUGACAGAUGCUACCUGACCCUGACGGGAGCACUGCACUUGAAGUUUGGAGGAGCCCCUGCAGGUCCAGCGGGGACAGGAAAAACAGAAACCACUAAGGACCUUGGGAAAGCUCUGGCUAUCCAGACAGUGGUUUUCAACUGCUCUGAUCAACUGGACUUCAUUGCUAUGGGCAAAUUUUUCAAAGGCCUGGCCAGUUCCGGUGCCUGGGCAUGCUUUGAUGAGUUUAAUCGCAUUGAUGUGGAGGUGCUGUCUGUGGUGGCUCAACAGAUCACCACGAUACAAAAAGCACAACAGCAAAGGGUGGCGCGGUUUAUGUUUGAGGGGUCGGAAAUCCCUCUUGUUUCUUCUUGUGCUGUAUUCAUCACAAUGAAUCCUGGUUAUGCUGGUCGCACAGAACUGCCUGACAAUCUCAAGGCCCUGUUUCGUCCUGUGGCCAUGAUGGUCCCUGACUAUGCUAUGAUAGCUGAGAUCUCCUUGUACUCAUUUGGCUUCAGUGAUGCCAAAGUCCUCUCCAAGAAGAUAACCACCACAUUCAAGCUCUCGUCUGAACAGCUGAGCUCUCAGGAUCAUUACGAUUUUGGUAUGAGAGCUGUGAAGACUGUGAUUUCCGCUGCUGGAAACCUGAAGAGAGAAAAUCCUGACAUGAAUGAGGAGCUGAUCUGUCUGCGGGCCAUUCAGGACGUCAAUGUGCCAAAGUUUUUACAAGACGAUCUGAAGCUCUUCAAUGGUAUUGUGUCCGAUCUUUUUCCAAAGAUUAAAAAAGAGCCUAUCAGCUAUGGUACACUCGAAGAGUCCAUGCGUAAUGUCUGUCACAAGAGGAACCUCAAAGAUGUGGAUGGGUACAUUACUAAGUGUAUUCAGCUGUAUGAAACUACAGUGGUGAGACAUGGUUUGAUGCUGGUGGGGCCUUCUGGAUCAGGGAAAACAAAGUGUUACGAGAUACUAGGUGCGGCCAUAACAGCUCUGCAGGGCCAGCCCUCUGUGAGUGGUGGUGUGUACGAACCAGUUCAGAUAUAUGUCCUCAACCCCAAAUCCAUCACCAUGGGACAGCUCUAUGGGGAGUAUGACUUACUCACACACGAGUGGACAGAUGGCAUCCUCUCAUCUCUCAUCCGCUGUGGUGCAACAUCCAUGGACAAAGAGAAGAAGUGGUACAUGUUCGAUGGGCCUGUGGAUGCUGUGUGGAUUGAGAACAUGAACACUGUGCUGGAUGACAACAAAAAGCUGUGCCUGAGCUCAGGGGAAAUCAUCAAGCUCACUGAUGCGAUGACCAUGAUGUUUGAAGUGCAGGACUUAGCUGUGGCAUCCCCAGCCACAGUGUCUCGCUGUGGUAUGGUCUACCUUGAACCCAGUAUUCUGGAACUUAUCCCUUUUACAGAGUGCUGGCUGAGGCAGGUCCCUGAAGUCCUGAAACCGUACACAGAACAGCUAAGUUCCCUGUUUGCCAGAUUCCUGCAGGUCUCCAUCACAUUUGUCCGCACAUCAGUAAAGGAGGUUGUUACAUCCCUAGACAGCAACCUUGCCUGUAGCCUCUUUAAACUUAUGGACUGCUUCUUCCAUCCAUUUGACCAAAAAGAGGAUAAAAGGCCGCUGACUCAAAAGAACGUGGACCAUCUGAAGGAGCUGAUUGAGCCCUGGUUCUUCUUCUCUCUGGUGUGGAGUGUAGGAGCCACAGGAGACGCAGCCAGCCGCCAGCGCUUCAGUGCCUGGCUCAAGAGCAAGAUGGCAGAAGAGAAGAUUCAAUUAUGUUUUCCCGAGGAGGGCCUGGUAUAUGACUACAGGCUUGACGAUGCAGGGAUUAGUAACUUGGAGGAUGAUGAUGAAAAUGAAGGAAAAAAAGUCCAGUGGGUCAGUUGGAUGAACUACGCAGAGAGUGUAUUAAUCACCCCAGAGACAAAUUAUGCUGACAUCAUUGUUCCCACUGCUGACACAGUGAGAAUGUCUUUCCUGGUGGAUAUGCUUUUAACCAAUAAGAAACCUGUGCUCUGUAUUGGGCCUACUGGCACAGGAAAGACUCUCAUUAUGUCAGACAAGCUGCUGAGGACCAUGCCUGCUGAAUACAUCUCACACUUCUUUAUGUUCUCUGCUCGCACCUCAGCUAACCAGACUCAAGACUACAUUGACAGUAAACUAGACAAAAGGCGGAAGGGUGUGUUUGGACCUCCAUUAGGGAAGAGCUUUAUCUUCUUUAUUGAUGACUUAAACAUGCCCAUGUUGGAGACCUAUGGUGCCCAGCCUCCUAUUGAGCUGCUGCGGCAAUGGAUGGACCAUGGAGGCUGGUAUGACAGGAAGCAGAUAGGGACAUUCAAGAACCUAGUAGACAUUAAUUUUGCCUGUGCCAUGGGCCCACCGGGUGGAGGCCGGAACCCCAUCACCCAGCGUUUCACACGGCACUUCAACUUCCUGUCCUUCACUGAAAUUGAGGAUGUCAACAAGAAAACAAUUUUCUCGACCAUUCUAGGCAGUUCGAUGGAUGGAAAUAUGAGUAAAAGGGACCCAGGCAGACCUGUGCCAGCAAUCCAGCUGCUGAAUGAUUCUCUUGUAGAUGCCACUAUCCGAGUCUACUCUACCAUUACCACCCAGCUUCUCCCAACUCCAGCCAAGUCCCAUUACACCUUCAACCUCAGAGACCUGUCGAAGGUUUUCCAGGGCAUCCUCAUGGCCGAACCUGGCAUGAUAGAGAACAAAGUACAGCUGCUGCAGUUGUGGUACCAUGAAAGCUGCAGGGUUUUCCAAGACCGUCUGGUGUGUGCUAAAGACAGGGAUUGGUUCAACAGGCUCCUGAAGGACUGCAUUCAAGAGUUUGACUGCAGCUUUGAAGAGGUUGUGUCCUCUCAACCUGUUCUUUACGGGGAUUUCAUGAUUCCUGGAGCUGACCACAAAGUCUACACACUCAUAGAAGAUAAGGAAAUGUUGGCAAAAGUGAUGGAAGAAUAUAUGGAAGACUACAACCACAUCAAUACCACCAAAAUGAAGCUGGUGCUCUUCAUGGAUGCCAUUGAGCAUGUGUGCCGUAUCAGCCGUAUCCUGCGCCAGCCCCUGGGCAAUGCCCUUCUGCUUGGAGUGGGUGGCAGUGGGCGCCAGUCACUCACUAAGCUGGCCUCAUAUGUGUCAGGGUAUCAGUGUUUCCAGAUUGAACUGUCUAAAAACUAUGGUCAAACAGAGUGGAGAGAAGAUAUUAAAAGCAUCUUGCUGAAGGCUGGCCUUCAGAACAAGCAGGUCACUUUCCUCUUUGUGGACACACAGAUUAAGAGUGAGUCAUUCCUAGAGGAUAUCAACAACAUUUUGAACUCGGGGGAUGUUCCUAACCUGUAUGCAACAGAUGAGCAGGAGCGCAUCCUGGCAGCAAUGAAGCCAGUGGUGCUAGACCUGCACCAGCAGCCAAAUAAAGCCAACCUUAUGGCUGCCUACGUCAGGAGGGUUCGCAGCAACAUCCACAUUGUACUCUGCAUGAGUCCUAUCGGUGAGGUGUUUCGUGCACGGCUGAGGCAGUUUCCCUCACUGGUGACAUGUUGUACUAUAGAUUGGUUCAGUGCCUGGCCAGAAGAGGCUCUACAGGCUGUGGCCACAUCAUUUCUUAGUGAGCUGCCUGAGCUAGAAGCCAGCCCCACGAUCGUGAGAGCUCUGACAACAGUCUGUGUGAAGGUCCACCAGAUGGUAGCCAGGAAGUGUGAACAGUACCUGUCUGAGCUCUCACGACACAACUACGUCACACCCAAGAGCUACCUGGAACUGCUAAAAAUCUUCUUGUAUCUUAUUGGACAAAAGAAAAAAGAACUGUGCAGUGCUCGUCAGCGCAUGAAGACUGGCCUGGACAAGCUCCUUAGCACAGCAGAGGAUGUGAGUAAGAUGCAGGAGGAGCUGGAUACUAUGAGACCUCUUUUGGAAGAGGCUACUAGGGACACUGAAGUCACCAUGGAGACCAUUAAAAAAGACACAGCAAUUUCAGAGGAGACUCGAAAAUCAGUGCAGGCAGAAGAAGCACGUGCUUCAGAGAAGACCAGUAUUGCAGAGACCAUUGCAGCAGAUGCCCAGAGAGACUUGGACGAGGCUCUACCGGCCUUAAAUGCUGCCCUCACCAGUUUGAAGUCACUAAAUAAGAAUGACGUCACUGAGGUGCGUGCAAUGCAGCGACCACCCCAGGGAGUAAAGCUCGUUAUUGAGGCAGUGUGCAUUAUGAAUGGCAUCAAACCGAAAAAAGUGCCUGGAGACAUGCCUGGUACCAAGGUUAACGACUACUGGGAACCUGGCAAGAGUCUGCUGCAAGACCCUGGCAAGUUCCUGGAGAGCCUGCUCAACUAUGAGAAGGACAACAUCCCAGAUAAUGUGAUCAGUUUAAUCCAGCCCUACAUAGAUAAUGAAGAAUUCCAGCCAGCCUCCAUUUCCAAGGUUUCCAAAGCCUGCACCUCUAUCUGCCAGUGGGUCCGAGCCAUGCAUGUAUAUCACUUUGUGAACAAGGCUGUGAAACCUAAAAAGCAAGCUCUCAAGGUGGCACUGGAGGACUUAGCAGUGACCAAGCGCAGCCUGGAUGAUGCCAAAGAAAAGCUGGCAAAGGUGGACGGUGGCAUUGCAACACUGCAGGCCAAGUACCAAGAAUGUCUGGCUAAGAAAGAAGAGUUGGACAACAAGUAUCAACUGUGUGAGGCCCGUCGCGUCCGAGCAGACAAGCUUACCAGUGGACUGGCAGAUGAGGAGGUACGCUGGAAGGAAACGGUGCAAAGUCUGGAGAAUAUGGUCAAUAAUGUGGCAGGCGAUGUGCUUCUAUCUGCAGGAUAUGUAGCAUACUUGGGACCUUUCACUGGAGAAUACAGGGCAGCCAUGGCAGCAGAGUGGCUGCAUUGUUUCAAAGAGCUCAGGGUUCCACACACUGAUGAAGCCAACCUGAUCAACACCCUAGGAGAUCAAGUCAAGAUCCGCUCAUGGCAGAUAUCGGGUUUGCCCAAGGAUCACCUUUCAGUAGAGAAUGGUGUGAUUGCCCAGUACUCUCUGCGCUGGGCUCUGUUCAUUGAUCCUCAGGGACAAGCCAACACGUGGAUAAAAAACAUGGAGCGAGAAAACGGGCUGGAGGUUAUAAAGCUCAGUGACCGGGGUUUCCUCCGCAGUCUUGAGAAUGCCAUUCGCUUUGGUAAACCCUGUCUUUUGGAGAAUGUAGGAGAGGAGCUAGAUCCAGCUCUAGAACCUGUCCUAUUGCAGCAGACAUUUAAGCAACAAGGUGGCACAGUGCUGAAGCUGGGUGAUGGAGUCAUUCCUUACCAUGAAAGCUUCAAGUUGUACAUCACCACCAAGUUGCCAAACCCGCACUAUUCUCCUGAGCUUUCUGCCAAAGUCACCCUCAUUAACUUCACCCUGUCACCCAGUGGUCUACAGGACCAGUUGCUGGGCCAGGUGGUGGCUGAGGAGCAUCCAGACCUGGAGGAGGCUAAGAACCAGCUGAUCAUUAGCAACGCCAAGAUGAAACAGGACCUGAAAGAAAUUGAAGAUGAGAUCCUGCUCCGACUCAGCUCCACAGAGGGAAACCCGGUGGACAAUGAGGAGCUCAUCCAAGUGCUGGAGGCUUCUGGGAUCAAAGCUGGCGAGAUUAAGGCCAAAGUACUGGCAGCAGAGAAGACAGAACGUGACAUUGAUGCCACCCGUCUAGAAUAUGUGCCGGUGGCUGUGCGUACACAGAUCCUCUUCUUCUGUGUAUCAGACUUGUCCGGUGUUGAUCCAAUGUACCAGUACUCUCUGGAAUGGUUCCUUGGCAUCUUCAAAGCUGGCAUUGCCAACUCUGAGAGAGCAGACACGCUGGAGAAUAGAAUCGCCAACAUCAAUGAAUUUUUCACCUUCAGCUUGUACAGCAACGUGUGCCGUAGUUUGUUUGAGAAGCACAAACUAAUGUUCGCCUUCCUCCUGUGUGUUCGCAUUAUGAUGAAUGAGAGCAAAAUUAACAUGGCUGAGUGGCGCUUUCUCCUGUCUGGAGGGAUUCCUGUUCGAGAGCUGACCAACCCAGCAGUGAGUUGGCUGUCUGAGCGUGCCUGGCAGGACCUUCUGAGCCUCAGUGCUCUGGACAACUUCAGCAACCUGGCAGAGAGCUUCACUGAACAUCUGCAGGGUUUCAAGAGAAUUUUUGACAGCAACCAGCCUCACAGGGAUCCCCUCCCAGGAGGGUGGGACUCAAAGCUGGACUCAUUCCAGAAGCUGCUGAUCCUUCGCUGUCUGAGGGCUGACUGCCUCAUUCAAGGCCUGCAGGACUUUGUUUCAGCUCAGUUAGGACAGCGCUUCAUAGAGCCUCGUACGUCAGACCUGUCAGCAGUCUUCACCGAGUCAUCUCCCUGCACUCCCCUUAUCUUUGUUCUCUCCCCUGGCACUGACCCUGCUGCUGACCUCUACAAGUUUGCUGACGUCAUGCGGUUUUCCAAGAAAAUGAGUGCCAUCUCUCUCGGCCAGGGCCAGGGCCCCUGGGCUGAAGCUAUGAUGCGCACUGCCAUGGAAAGAGGUCACUGGGUCUUUUUCCAGAACUGUCACCUGGCGCCCAGCUGGAUGCCUUCUCUGGAGAGGCUCGUUGGAAACAUCAACACAGGAAAGGUGCACAGGGAUUUCCGUCUGUGGCUCACUAGCCUGCCCAGCGACAAGUUCCCGGUGUCCAUUCUCCAGAAUGGUACCAAAAUGACCAUUGAGCCUCCCAGGGGUAUCAAGGCCAACCUGCAGAAAACAUAUCUGAGGCUCACCAAUGAUUUCAUCUCCUCUUCCACCAAGAUAACAAACUUCAAGUCUUUGCUCCUGUCUCUGUGUCUGUUCCAUGGAAUUGCUCUGGAGCGAAGGAAGUUUGGCCCUCUAGGCUUCAACAUACCCUACGAGUUCACAGACGGUGACCUGAACAUCUGCAUUAGUCAACUUAAAAUGUUCCUGGACGAGUACCAGGACAUCCCAUACAAGGUCCUAAAAUACACCGCAGGGGAGAUUAAUUAUGGUGGCCGUGUGACAGAUAACUGGGACAGACGAUGUCUCCUCAGUGUGCUGGAAGACUUCUACUGUCCUGAUGUUCUUAUUAAUGAUCACAUCUACUCUUCGUCUGGGGUCUACCGGCAGAUAGACACAAAACAUGAUAUCAAGGGCUACAUGGCAUACAUCCGUGGUUUGCCCAUCAAUGAUACACCUGAGAUAUUUGGUCUCCACGACAACGCUAACAUCAGCUUUGCCCAGAAUGAGACCUUUGCCCUGCUGGGAGAUGUCCUUUUUCUCCAGCCUCGAGCUGCGUCUGCUGGCGGCAAAACUCUGGAGGAGAUCGUGGAGGAGAUAGUGGUGGGCAUUGUUGAAAAGAUCCCUCAGCCUUUCAGAGUUCAGGAGGUGAUGGAAAAGUACCCGGUCCUCUAUGAAGAGUCCAUGAACACAGUGCUCAUCCAGGAGGUCAUCAGAUAUAACAAGUUGCUGGCAGUCAUCUCUCAGAGUCUCAGUGAUAUUUUGAAAGCUCUGAAAGGUUUAGUGGUGAUGUCAUCCGAUCUGGAGCUUAUGUCCAACAGCCUGUUCAACAACAUGGUGCCUGAUAAGUGGAAAGCCAAGGCCUACCCAUCCCUGAAGCCUCUGGCCUCAUGGGUGUCAGACCUGCUUCAGAGGAUCAGUUUCCUGCGGAGAUGGAUCUCUACAGGCAUUCCACCUGUCUUCUGGAUUAGCGGCUUCUUUUUCCCUCAGGCUUUUCUCACUGGAACCCUCCAGAAUUACGCCCGUUGCUCUGGCAUCUCUAUUGACACAAUUGGAUUUGACUUUGAGGUAAUAUCGGCAUCAGUGUCAGAGAUAACACAGAAACCAAACACGGGCUGCUACAUUCAUGGUCUUUUCCUGGAGGGGGCUCGCUGGGAUAUCAGGGCAGGCCAGCUCACAGAGUCCAGGCCCAAGGAGCUCUACACAGAGAUGGCUGUCAUCUGGCUGAUCCCCAAACCCAACCGCAAACCUCCGACCUCUGGGGUCUACAUCUGCCCCAUCUACAAGACGCUCACACGGGCUGGGACACUCUCCACCACCGGUCACUCCACCAACUACGUGAUGGCAGUGGAGCUGCCUACAGAUCAGAGCCAGAGCCACUGGAUCAAACGAGGAGUCGCUCUCAUAUGCGCACUGGAUUACUGAAAACUGACACACACUCACUUUGUCUUAUGCCACCAUGCCUUAUUCUAUAUCUGUGCUUUACAGCCCACAGUGAUUGGUGGUCUGUGUAAUAAACAGUUUUGCACAAGG
Monopterus albus (swamp eel) is the source of this 13206-nucleotide messenger RNA. RefSeq names its product dynein, axonemal, heavy chain 1 (gene dnah1). Gene Ontology annotation, biological process: microtubule-based movement. The transcript is spliced from 81 exons. Gene Ontology annotation, molecular function: ATP binding; dynein light intermediate chain binding; dynein intermediate chain binding. Lineage: Eukaryota; Metazoa; Chordata; Actinopteri; Synbranchiformes; Synbranchidae. Gene Ontology annotation, cellular component: dynein complex. The record is from RefSeq and is a predicted model, not a curated record.